AUAAUUUGCCAUACAAGAAUUACAUCUCUUUUCCCUACAUGCAGGGCUCUCAUGACUCCAAGCACCCUCUUAUUGUGAAAAUUCUAGAUGCAGUCAGAGGAAGUCCAGCUUCCAGUGUAUCAAUUAAAUUAUAUAAAAAGGCUGAUGAUGGGACGUGGCAGCUCUUAAGUUCAGGAAAAACCAAUGAAUAUGGUGAGAUCCAUGAGCUUACAACCGAGAAACAAUUUGUAACAGGGUUAUACAAGAUUGAGUUUGACACAGUCACUUACUGGAAGGGACUCGGCCUUAACCCAUUCCACGAAUACGCUGAUGUGGUAUUCACUGCUAAUGAUUCUGGUCAUCGUCAUUAUACUAUUGCUGCUCUCAUCAGUCCCUUUUCCUACUCAACUACAGCUGUAGUUAGUGAACUACGACAAUUUUUAAUAAAACCUUCUUUUAAAAAAAAGAUCAGACUGAAACGUGAUUUUUGCAAAACGAAUGAUGGUUUUUCACAGAUUCAUAAUUUAGGACUGGAAGGGACUCGAGACGUCAUCGGUCAUGGUUCCGCCCUUAAGCAGACUCGUGGUAGUUUAUCAACUAACCACAGCUAUAUAAGAUAG
This is a messenger RNA of Chelonoidis abingdonii (Abingdon island giant tortoise), 599 nucleotides long. Its product is annotated as transthyretin-like. Lineage: Eukaryota; Metazoa; Chordata; Testudines; Testudinidae. Gene Ontology annotation, molecular function: thyroid hormone binding. Gene Ontology annotation, biological process: purine nucleobase metabolic process. The record is from RefSeq and is a predicted model, not a curated record.